Coregonus sp. 'balchen' is the source of this 8891-nucleotide messenger RNA. The record is from the annotation of a GenBank genome assembly. Lineage: Eukaryota; Metazoa; Chordata; Actinopteri; Salmoniformes; Salmonidae.
GAGUGGGCGGCGAAUGUGAGUGAAAGAGACAGGGAGAGACGUUUGAAUAGUUGCUGAGGCGGAAAUAUAGAAAUUGAGAAAAAUAGUUCAGUUAAACAGUAUAUUUGACAAGACGGUAAUUCCGCAUCAAAUUAUCCGUGUUAUUUCCAUUGGGAAGUACAGACCAGAAAGAAGCGACCGGCUUUGUAGCGAGGCGAUGUUGUUCGCUAGCUAGCUAGAGGACGCGCGAGGUGAAUUGACUCCCCCUUUCUCUCGCUGCUAACAAGCUAGCCAACAAAACAGUAGUAAUCCAAUCCCGAUCAACGAAAGAUUCUCGCACAGUGUGUGUCCAAUAGAUCCCGAGUCACUUCAUUGAAUGAGGACUGACCCCCCUUUGCAGGUAGGAAACGCUGUCAAAAUAUACAAUUCUUAUUUCCUCUGUGGAAAAAAAUAGCCACAUAGGUAACGUUCGCUAGUUAGCUUGCUGGCUAACCAGCUAGCUAGGUAUGGAAGGCUAACGUUAAUGUUGGAGUUGACACAGUUAUUGACUUGCCUGAUCUGGCAGUUAUCUAUGUAAAUUAUGCCAACAACAGUUAGCCAGCCAAUGAAUGUGGCAAGAUAACAGUUGUGUACUUCACUUUGCAAAUUAACUGGAGUGUUUGUUUGCGGUGGAGGCGCGGAAGGGUUUUCCUUUCUUCAAUUCAUAUCAUACCAGGUUUACACAUUGACUCCCAACAUUGAACUUUAUUGAACUUUGUAGCGGUGUCAUUCAUCCUUUAGCGUUAGUUAGCUAGUUAAUCAAAGUAUUUGGUAGGAUGGAUUGAAAACACACUUAGCUAGCUAACGUAACGUUACAUCUGAAUUGGGAAAUUUGCUUGAUACUGGCUACCUCGAGAGCCACCAUCUAGUGUUCGCUACAAUUAUAUCAAAUUCAUGUCACAUUUGACAUGACAGCAAUCCAUUUGGCAACGGCAAUGACAUCAAAGCGGAGUGAUCCGAAUUUCUUUCCUAUGUGUCACUCGAGGCAGUUGAGAGAGCGAAAGCUGAGAGAGUGAAAGGUGAAAGUCUUCCCCGACUGAUCUACUUGUUCUUCACAUCUCCAAUAGGGGCGCUAUUCAGCCACCUGCCACUACAAAUACCCGUAAUAUGGCACUAUUCUAGUACAGAAUAGAGCUCGCCAGUUUGUAGUCCUAAAAAGCGGAAAUUAUUUACCUCUGGUUCUUUCAGACAUUCCUAUGGGGAAAGAAUAGGGUUUUGGAAUAAACGCCGAUAAUAAGGUCUGAGGUUAACACAGGCUUAUGAGAUCUUAUACGUUUUGUUCUAUAAUGGUAAUAUCAGUCAGUUAACAUUACCUUUAUGAAUUAUGAAGUCUUUAUGUGCGUUAUAUAUAUAUAUAUAUAUAUAUAUAUAUAUAUAUAUAUAUAUAUAUAUAUAUAUAUAUUACAUAAAUGCUUCAAAAUUCACAAAGUGAAGUUAGCUGAUUAAGAUUAUCUCAUAGAACUAAACGUAUAAGAUCUCCUAAGCCUGUGUUUAUUUUGGGCGUUUAUCCAAAAUCCUUAUAAUAAACCUCAAAUAUACUUUUUUCAACGAACCAUUGAGGAGUUAGUGUCUACAAAAAGAGACUCCAUUACUAUUGCUCUCUAUUACCUUUGAUUAUAAGAUUGUUAAUCGUCCCCUCCGUCUUUGUCUGAAUAUUGAGCCCCUCAACAUGUUUGUUUUGAACUUUUGAACACAAAGAUUUGGCAAAUAAUUUUCAGUGAUGUGUAAUCCUACUGUAAGUCAUCCUCCUCUCCUCUGUGCUUGGAGAAACCCUAAACAUGAGCAUCCAGUGUGGUGACUGGUGGUGGUGUGAUAAGAUAACAGGUUUUCAUGUCAGCACCGGAUACUGUAUGUCCUCAAGGAAGGGGAUCUAUUGGAUUAGACCCACCCAGGCAGGACAGAUGCACAGUAAUAUCAGUGCAGAUUAACAAAAGGAGACAUUCUAGUUACUCUAGCCAGAGCUAUAGGCAAUGUUCUUUCUAGCAGUGUGCCAUCAGUAAGUUGUUUUGACCAAUCACAGAUGAUGCAAUGUAUUAAUUAUGGCCUAAAAUGUUAGAGGACCUCCUGUUGGCCACAGUGACAAAAUGUAGCUGUUGUAAAGCUAAUUUUGUGCAAUCUACACAUCAUGUCAUGGGGCUGAGAUAACAUGUUGCAGUUUUAAAGCUAAUUUCCUGCAAUUCUACAAAGUUCACCAUGGUUUAUGCUAUCUGAGUGACUCAAACAUUAUAACAAAAUCAAUGGGGGCCCCAUGCCAUGACGAAAAUACUCCUGAAUGCAUAAUUUUGGGAAUUUGACUGUCUAUCGUAUAUUUUGGUGAUUGUUAGUUCUCAAAGAUGAUCUUAUAAAAAAAUAUAGGUCCAUUAUGUUUUCUACGUACUUUAUAUCUGGUUUUAGUCAUUUUAAGUUUACACUGAAAACGUUUUUCAUCCCAAAAAUGAUAAAAUAUUUAAUUGUACUCUUUGGACAUAGGCGGCCGGAGAAUUUUAUAUGCAGAAAAAACCCAGAAUGUGUAAUGUACAGUGUCUAUUUUGUAUACAGCAGUACUGUGUGUUGGUAAGACAAUUUUCCCUUGGGGACAUUAAAGUUCAUCCUAUCCUAGACAGCAGUCAUGAAGCAGACGCACAACUCUGAUUUGAUUUUUGUUGCCAAUGACUUCGAACUAGGGCCCUCUCCAGCAUCCAUUUCUCCAGGCCUUCUCGAGCAGAGAGACACUGAUGUUAUUAUGGAGGCUACAAUGUCGUGUUUAGUUGGGACUGAGCCUGUGUAAUGGAAGCCAACGAAGACUGAUUUGUGAUUUCUGUUUUACCCCAAGUAAAUGGACAAUGAUGCCUUUGAAUGUGAAUUUGAAACAUGCAACCAGAAAUUAGUUUGGGGGUGUUUCCCCUUAUUUGCAUGACUUUGAACUGGCCUGGCAUGACUGUCUCAGUGCAGCUGUAGAAAGGGGAGUAGAGGUGGGAAUAGAAACUGAAAGAACCGUUGACUCUGAAGAGACUGUGUUUGUGCGCCCUUAUCAACAUGUUCAAUGACCAGCUAUGGGGUCCAAAGCUCAGUUUUGUGUUUUAAUGUCAAUUCUCAGCCCUUAGUGCAGAACCAUAGCUCUUUGUCUUUACUCUGGUACUGUGCAUGGUUAUAAAGCUGUGUGUUUGUUCCAGGUUGACUAUGGUGCUGACAGGGAAACGGUCUGAGAAGGGACCAGUGUGUUGGAGGAGAAGGGUAAAGUCUGAGUACAUGAGGCUACGCCAACUCAAACGCUUCAGACGGGCUGACGAGGUCAAGGUACGCACACGCACACAAACAGACACAUGCACAUGCACACAAACACAGGUUUCUGACAGUGUCCCCCCCCCCCCCCCAGAGUAUGUUUAACUCUAACCGUCAGAGGAUCUUGGAGCGGACAGACAUCCUGAACGCUGAGUGGAAGACCAGGAGGAUCCAGCCCGUUCACAUCAUGACAUCUGUUAGCUCCUUACGAGGGACCAGAGAGGUCAGUGCAUGCUUCAUGCACAACACACCUAUCCAGAGAGAUUGAAAAUCUAUGUUACCAGUUUACUGUUUUUCACCAUUUAGGACUUUUUACACUUCUCUUUCCAGUGAAGGCUUGUCUGAGUCCUCUAGUGUGUGUGUGUGUGGUCUUGUCUCCUACAGUGUACGGUGGACAGUGGUUUCUCUGAGUUCUCCAAACAAGUGAUCCCUCUGAAGACGCUCAACGCUGUAGCCUCUGUCCCUGUCAUGUACUCCUGGUCCCCGCUACAGCAGAACUUCAUGGUAAACACACACACUGCUACAGCAGAACUUCAUGGUAAACACACACACUGCUACAGCAGAACUUCAUGGUAAACACACACACACUGCUACAGCAGAACUUCAUGGUUAACACACACACACUGCGCGAUACCAAGCUUGUUCUGACACGUGCACUAGAACCGCAGUUAUCCAACCCUAUGCCGUAGUCUAGUCCCAACUUGAUGAUAGUGAUGUUAUAGACUAUAAUGGAGUUGUCCUGACACACCUGGUCUGCCUUGUAGGUAGAAGAUGAGACGGUUCUCCACAACAUCCCCUACAUGGGAGAUGAGAUUCUGGACCAAGACGGAACCUUCAUAGAAGAACUCAUCAAGAACUACGACGGCAAAGUUCACGGAGACAGGGGUAAGACAUGCACGUGUGCACACAAAUAUUUGAUAUGAUCAAAUCUUGUGUUGUUGGAUGUGUGGUGUGUAUUCAUGUUAAAUGACUGUGUGUGUGUGUUUCCAGAGUGCGGCUUCAUCAACGAUGAGAUCUUUGUGGAGCUGGUGGGUGCCCUGACCCAGUACAGUGACAACGAUGAUGAUGAUGAUGAUGAUGAAGAGCAGGAGUUUAAGCUGGAGAAGAUGGAGCUGUGUGAGGGGAAGGACCACCUGGCCGAGGACCCCCGAAAGGAACCCCUGAUCAACACUGACAGUAAGAUGGCCACUGCUAUCAUCCAACCAAGAAUAGAUAUGGGCCCUUAUCCCAAAACCAUUCCCUCACACUUUAUCUCACAGAUCUCUCCCCUAGGUCCUUGUCCUUUCAGAUUUGUAUCUCUCCUUACGCUCUCCUGUGUCCUGUGUGGGCUGACGCAGUGACUGAUGGAAGAAAUUGUGUGUGUGUAACCCCUUUGUGUCCUCUGCUUGCAGGCCAAGGCAGCAGUGACAGCUCUAAGAAGUUUCCGUCUGAUAAGAUCUUUGAAGCCAUCUCCUCAAUGUUCCCUGAUAAGGGCUCAACAGAGGAACUUCGAGAAAAGUAACUACCCAUCUGUGUGUGUGUGUUUCAUAUAAAGUGUAUGUGUAUCUAUUAGGGCUGUGACGAUGAUGGAGUAACGAUUAAUUGUCAUACAAAUGGCCACGGUUGUUGUAAUGAGUGUCAUAUUUUGUGAAAAAUGUUUGGAGCUUGUAAUGUACAUAAUGCAUCUUUGAAAAUUAGGUUUGUCAUACCUAAUGAAUACAACACAGCUUUGAUGGCACCCCUGUCUCUCAAACUAAUGCUUGGAGCUUUUGGAAAUGAACCUUCUCCCAACUGUGCCGUUCUGCUCGUAAAACGAUUACCAACUUUACCCUCUUGAUGUAAAAAAAGAAACUGCUAUUGGGUAAACUAUAUCUACUUGAAAAUAUAGAUUAAUCCCCCCCCCCCCAUUCCUAAAAUGAAUCUAUGAAGAUGAUUAUGACAAUCAUUUUUUUAAAGCUCAGUUAUUGUCCAUAAUUGUUGGUUACACGAUAAUACGAUUAUUGUGCCAGCCCGUGUGUCUGUCAGUAGUGCAUAUUCCUGUCCUGUCUCAGAUCUAAUGGUGUGGAUGUUAUCAGGUACAAGGAGCUGACAGAGCCCCAGUUGCCCGGUGCAUUGCCUCCAGAGUGUACUCCUAACAUGGACGGUCCUAACGCUCGCUCCGUUCAGAGAGAACAGAGUCUACACUCCUUCCACACACUCUUCUGCCGACGCUGCUUCAAAUACGACUGCUUCCUGCACCGUGAGUGUACGGACACAGACACACACACACACUCUCUCACCACAUUUGGACUGUUCUGCACCAACACUCUGACUUCACUACGACCACUCAUCUCUCUCCUCUUUGUAUCUCUCUCUCCAGCCUUCCAUGCAACUCCUAACACCUAUAAGCGUAAGAACAUGGAGAAUCUGGUGGACAGUAAACCAUGUGGUGACGAGUGUUACAUGUACCUGGUGCAGGCAAGUACACACACACACACACACACACACACACACACACACACACACACACACACACCUUCAGUUCUGACUGUUGUUGUGUGGUGGUUGUCUAGGAUGGUUUGGUAAGGGAGUACCCUGACGGCAUGGCAACUGAGAGGUCCAAGACCCCUUCCAAACGCCCCGUGAGCCGUCGCCGGGGACGACCCAGCGGCAACAGCCGGCCCAGCACACCAACGGUCUCCACGGAUACCAAAGACACGGACAGUGAGCAGGAGGGGAAAGACGACGACAACGACAAAGAUGAUGAUGAUGAUGAUAAGAAGGAGGAGACCACCAGUAGUUCAGGUACAUACACACGUGCACACGCCAGCCAAACUCCAUACCCAGUCCUAUACACACACCCACACACUAACCAUUGCCUUUUGUGUAUUCCAGAGGGUAACUCACGGUGCCAGACUCCAGUGAAGUUGAAGCUGACGUGUGAUCCUCAGGUUGUCGAUUGGAGCGGAGCCGAGGCUUCACUCUUUAGGGUUCUCAUCGGAACCUACUAUGACAACUACUGCGCUAUAGCACGGCUCAUAGGAACCAAGACCUGCAGACAGGUGUGUUUGUAUAGCACGGCUCAUAGGAACCAAGACCUGCAGACAGGUGUGUUUGUAUAGCACGGCUCAUAGGAACCAAGACCUGCAGACAGGUGUGUUUGUAUAGCACGGCUCAUAGGAACCAAGACCUGCAGACAGGUGUGUUUGUAUUACGACAGCACCCAUGCGGAAGAAGAUAUAGAAGACUAUCUCUUUCUCUCCGAUUCCUUCCUUUUUACUUGGCAGGUUUUAUGGAAAGACAAUUUGUAUAUUGUCUGGUAAUGUGUGAUUGUGUCUCUAGGUAUAUGAGUUCAGAGUGAAGGAGUCUAGUAUCAUCGCUCGCGCUCCGGCCGAGGACGAAGACACGCCCCCUCGCAAGAAGAAGAGGAAACACAGGUACACCAUGCCCAAAUAUGGACAGACUACUUCAGGGUACAGUAAUGGGCUGACUGCAGGACAUAGUCAGAAGCUCUGGUUGUCAACAUCCAUGGAAAAGACUACUGACCGAUCUACUGUUUCAGGUUGUGGGCCACUCACUGCAGGAAGAUCCAACUGAAGAAAGGUGACAAUUUUCUUUAGAUCUCUCCUAACAUGGCAGCCUCACUCAAUCUUUGAAUGUGAUUGAAUGUGUUCUUAUGAUCAAUGUGAUGAAUUUAUCAGUUUUUAUCUUUGUGUGACGGCACUGUCCUGUGCUUAACCCCUCCUGUAGAUGGCUCGUCCAACCACGUGUAUAAUUACCAGCCAUGUGACCACCCCCGCCAGCCCUGUGACUCCUCCUGUCCCUGCGUCACUGCUCAGAACUUCUGUGAGAAAUUCUGCCAGUGCAGCUCUGAGUGUGAGGACAUUUUUAAAUACUUUAUUUGGAUCCACAAUUACAUUACAGUGCAAACCAGUCCACACACUCUAACCUUGUGUGUGUGUGUGUGUGUGUAGGUCAGAACCGUUUCCCAGGCUGCAGGUGUAAGGCCCAGUGUAACACUAAACAGUGUCCAUGUUACCUUGCGGUCAGAGAGUGUGACCCCGACCUCUGUCUGACUUGUGGAGCCGCUGAACACUGGGACAGCAAGAACGUCUCCUGUAAAAACUGCUCCAUACAGAGGGGAGCCAAGAAGGUAACACACACACACACGGACACACACACUUUAUAUCAGUAGCUCUCUCUUGUGAUUCACCCCCCCUCCCCUCCCCCUCAGCACCUGCUCCUAGCUCCGUCUGACGUAGCAGGCUGGGGCAUCUUCAUCAAAGAGCCAGUUCAGAAGAACGAGUUCAUCUCUGAGUACUGUGGAGAGGUGAGGCUCGGCCCUGUGUUUGUCUCUGUCUGGGUGAUGGUUUUUAUUUACUUGUGUGUAAUAUACAAGCCUGUGGAAAAUAAUUGUUCUGUGUUUGUGUGUUUCUCUCCCUUCUUUGUAGAUAAUCUCCCAAGAUGAGGCGGAUCGCAGAGGGAAGGUCUAUGACAAAUACAUGUGUAGCUUCCUCUUCAACCUCAACAACGGUAACACACACGCAUACAAAAGUAUUGAAAUAAUGUUUUUGAAAAGCUGGGAGGGAAAGCUAAUUCUUUCUCUCUCUCUCUCUCUCUCUCACCCAGACUUUGUAGUGGAUGCUACUAGGAAAGGAAACAAGAUUCGUUUCGCCAACCAUUCCGUCCACCCCAACUGCUAUGCAAAAGGUCAGACAAUGCCUUAAACACUUUCACUAGUUGAUUUUGGGUGAAUGUUUCCCCAGAGGAUUAGACUAGAAACUGUGCUACAGCAGUGUUUAAACCACCAGAUGUAUAGUAUCUCAGCUGAUCCAUCCAGUCUGGUGUGUAUAACCUAAAACACCGGCAGAUGGGACCAACAGACAUAACACUCUGAUGUAGAGAUUCACUGAUGAGACCUCUGUGUUGUGCUAACAGUCUCUCUCCUCCUCUCUCUGCAGUGAUGAUGGUGAAUGGGGACCACAGGAUAGGGAUCUUUGCUAAGAGAACCAUACAGACUGGAGAAGAGCUCUUCUUUGACUACCGGUCAGUAUAAGUGUUACUAACCAGCCAGUCUGCAGCCUUACCAGCCAUCUCAAUCUGAAUACCCUGUGAGGAGGGUGUCUCACUGACAGACACUUAUACGUACACAUACUCACACACUUUGUGGUUGAUUUGACAUCUGUACCUAACUCGUCUUGUUUAUCUCUCUCAGGUACAGUCAAGCUGAUGCUCUGAAGUACGUCGGCAUCGAGCGGGAAUCAGAGAUGCCAUGAUCCCCUCUUCUACCUCCUCUGGAUCAAAGGCCUUACACACACACAUACACACACACACACACACUCUUCUCUUCAGGAAACACAAAUUACUAAUUGUCUGGAUGCUUCAAGAAUUCUGGGAAGUUGACUCUUUUUCUCACUUUGAAUAGUUUUUCUACCAACAAAUCUUCCUGUUCUCUGGGAUAUGUGGGACUCAUUGCUACGGUCACUAGAACUGUCUUUCCUCCAUUUACAGCUAACAAACACACAUAAACAGGUCUUAAUAAAUCCACUGAGGGGAUCUCUUUAGCGCUGUGAUACUUUUUAUACUUGAUCCAAAUCCAUGGACACAUUGACUCAACCAUAACAACUGGUUGUUGAGAACAUUUUACUUAGCCC